Papilio xuthus (Asian swallowtail) is the source of this 934-nucleotide messenger RNA. RefSeq names its product trypsin, alkaline B. Gene Ontology annotation, molecular function: serine-type endopeptidase activity. Gene Ontology annotation, biological process: proteolysis. The coding region runs from base 57 to 875 and encodes 272 amino acids. Lineage: Eukaryota; Metazoa; Arthropoda; Insecta; Lepidoptera; Papilionidae. The transcript has 5 exons. The record is from RefSeq and is a predicted model, not a curated record.
AUAUAUAAAGUCUGUCAGGUGUAUUGUCACCACCUGUAGACCAGUGCACAGAAAACAUGGCUUACAAGGCAAUUUAUCUUGCACUUGCUCUCGUCUGUGCUGCUUCGGCAGCGCCUGAGAGCAGACUGGUUGGUGGAACUCCGACCACGAUCGAAGAGUUCCCAUACAUAGUGGCAUUGACUUACCACUACCCUGGCGCUGGCAUCACCGUGCAGCGUUGUGUCGGUGGUCUUAUCUCCUCUUGGCAUGUGCUGACUACUGCCUUCUGCUUCACUGGUGCCAAUCUUGGCAACUUCGAAGUGCGUGCUGGAUCCACCAACAGCCUGUCUGGUGGAGUUGUGACUACCAUCCGUGAGGUCAUCAAGCACCCCGACUACCAAGAGAGUCCGCUCGCUAACGACGUGGCUGUUGUCUUGCUGCAGACUCCGUUCGCCAUCACCAAUAACAUCGACAUCCUGUUCCUUCCCCCCGCGAACACCUUUAUCCCUGAUGGACAGUCUGUCAAAGUUGUCAGCUGGGGCUUCGAAACUAUGACCGGACCUCAACUGCAAACACUUAAGAAGGUGUACCUUAAGAAAGUAUCUUUGGAGCAGUGCGCUGCUGGCUUCGAGAACGUGGGCAAUGUGGCCGUCAGCGACUCUGUGAUUUGCGCAUCCGAGGAAGGUGCGGUGGGAACUUGUCGCGGUGACUCCGGUGCUCCAAUGGUCGUGGGCCAGGUGGUCGUUGGCAUUUCUACCUACUUCCAUGAGUGCGGAGAUGAUCUUCCCGACGUCUUCACAAGAACUGAUCGCUUCACGAACUGGAUCGUGGAUGUGGCAAAAGCACCUAACGACGAUGACGUCACUCCCGUCAGAGUUAAAUCUGUCAAUUACUAAAGAACUGAUAUUUAAGUCUACCCUUUGAUAAGGUUAAAAAUUAAAUUUAUUACAAAUAU